AUUUAAAUUCCUAUCACUACCAACAAAGAUGGCUAACUCUGAAACUAGUAUAAUUUUGUUAGCAGUGAAGAGGCUCGAUCUAAACGGUAUGCUUUCAUCAUUCAUUCUUAAGCGGCAUUUUAUGAUUGUUUAAACAAGUUGUUAACCAACCUGUUAAAUGGGAAACUUAAUAAAAUAGUAUUCAUUAUUUUUAUGCGUUUAAGUUAAUUAAUUAUAUAAUUAUUGAUAAUUAUUGUAUUAAGUUUAAGAAUUAAGUAAGUAAGAGUUAAGUAGGCAUAGACUACCUGCCUAAGUAGUAAAAACUUACUAUAUUUAGUUUAAAUAAAAGUUUAUUUUUAAUCCAACAUAAAUGUAAACUAUUAAAUAAAUUGGCUAAAGUUAAAGUAGACAAUAUGGACUAUGAGUAUGGUAAAUUCAGACAAUCCGCGCUAUGGCCGCCAUCUUGGUUGCCACGAACCUUAAAAGGUCACCCUAAACCAUUAACCUGAACCCUAAACCCAUUCAGUUAAAUAAAAGCGUAAAUGACGUCAUUGCACGAAUUGUCUGCUGCAGCCAAGGUAAAUUCAGACAAUGCACGCCACCGCAGCCAUCUUGGUUGCCACAACACAUAAAAGGUCACCCUAAACCUAUACCUUAACCUGACAUGAACCCUAAACCUUGGGUAAGAUUGAGGCCUUGAGAAAUAAAUUUUUACCAAAUUAUAAUCUGGAUCUAGGCCGUCAAUUAUUUAAUGGUAAAAGUAAGGCUGUGACUGUGACUAUUUGCACCCAGGUAUCAGAAGUGAGAGGUUGGGAUUAAAAAAAUAUUAAAAAUAUUAUUGUUGGGUUUGUAAGACAAAAUGAGGUAUCAAAUGAAAUAUAAUUGAAUGGACCAUAUGUUUGUAAACUUACUUCUUCAUUUUAACUAAAAUAAACUACCACAAAUGAUAUCCGAAUGGGAUUUUUGAAUAAUUACAUUUUGUUCCCUUUCUUUUAAUUCAAUAUUGAGUUGUUAAUUAGCAUAUUUACACAUUUUUUUAACUAAGAUAUCUUCACAUUGUAGAGCUGGAGCCUUCAAGUGUCAUUUCUAUUAGUGUGAGGGAAGAGGAUAAAGUUGCUGAUGUUAGCCAAAUCAUUCGCUCAAAGUUACAGAUAAAUAGUUCUGAUCUUAUACUUCGGGUAAGGAAACUCAUAAUUACUUUUCAUUUAAUUUACAGUUUUCCUUAAAUAAUAAGUUAGUCACUUCUUUAAAGCAGUUUCCAAAAAAGGAGUUGAGUGUUCCACAUAUCUAUCACUUUGUAUUUGAUUUCUAUAAUUUCCAGCUUGGUUUAGCUUUUUCGAGAGUCUAAUUGGCAAACCUCUCAAAAGCAAACCCUGUGUUCUGUCCAUUUUUUGAACAGCAUGGAUGACACUAUGUCUAGUGAAACAAUAACUUUUAAAUCAAUCUGUGAUUUAUUUAAAUUUCCUAAAUUAUAAUUAGAAUGAAUCAGAUACUAAUUUUAAUGAGCAUCCGGCCAAGAGAAUGUUUUGCCUGCUUUAGAAUCAGACUCUGACAUUGAGCAAGGUAAGAGCAAUACAAAAGAGAAGAAAAAUACCCAGAAUGCAAGAAAGUUAAAACAAUGCUCUAUUAGAGUUCUAAGUGAAGUCAUGCAUCUCAGAUAUAUGAAGUAACAAUAUAAAUUGAAUUAUUUCCCUUGACAUUUUAAUCAUUGUAUAUUCAACAAGAUGUUUUAAAGGCUGUCUAAUGUUUUCUAACCAUGCCAGUUAUAAUAAUAAUAGUUCUGCAUAGCAAAAUAUGUUAGAUCAUUGAUAAACAUAGCAACAAUGAAUGCAGUUCAUCUUAUUUUAAAUAUUACAAAGUGUGGCAUAUAUGCACUGGUGUGUAUUGCACAAUCAUUUCUGAAUAACAAAUUUAAAAAAAAAUUAAAAUAUAUACUUAUUAAUUUAGCACAAUUUAUGUUCAAACUUUGAAAUUAUUUUCUUAUAUUUUCAUAGCUUAGAAAUUCAAGAGGGUCAAUUAUACCAUUAAAUGGAAAAAUUAUUAUCCAUCCAAAUUUAAAUUCAAGGUGAGUAACUUAGAUUUUACUAGUACUUUAAAUAAUUGAACUAUGAAAAAGCAAACUAAUAUUUGCAGUAAAUCUAAUUUUGAUAAGCUGCCUUUAUUUUACACUGUAUUUUCAUCCACUAUUUUUUUUCAGGCCAUUUACAUUAGAGGUUGUUAAACAUUUUCAAUCAGGUAGGUUUAAAAGGAAUAUUUGUUUCAUGUAAACAAUGUGUUUAAUGCAAACCAUAUGUUUUUUGUAAACCAUAUGUUUUAUGAAGACAAUAUGCUUUAUAGUUAGAGUUUUCCUUAUGAAUAAAAAAUUAAUUUUCUUUUUUUAAUAAUAAUUUCUGUGAAUAACAUAAACAAAUAAUAAAUUCAGCUGCAACUUGAUAUUUCAAAAUUCACUGUGCUUAGUUGAGCACUUUUGAUAAUGAAGGAGGCAAAUUUAUUUUCAGUGGAACCAAAGCCAAACUCCCUUGAGCUUACACAGUAUGCUGAAUCUCUGAAGAACAAGCUCUUGGACAUCCAGGAAAGGGUACACACCAAUUGUUAUAGUUUUAGUAAAACUCAAAUGAAUGAAAAAAUUUAGUAGGGCCUAUAAGAUUUUUUUUUCCCCACUCAAAUUCAAACAUGGUGACAGGAAAGGAAGCUACAUUUAUUUUAAAACUUGGUCUUAUGUUUAACUGCUUUUCAUUCUUGUUUUCUGGUACUUCGUUGAACAUAGAAACACUUCACCAAAUAAGACAACGGAAUCUUUUUUUUACAUUUAAUUUUUAUUCUGUUUUAACAUAUGCUUGCCAGCACACUUUGUCUUGCGUUUAUUUUCAUUGUUAAAAUUCGUGAUAUUUCAGAUCACAAAUGUUGAAGCAAGUAUGGGAAACAUGCAAGAAAAAAGGAAAGAGAAAGUUCAGCAGGUAGUAAACAUGCAAUCACUAAAUACAUAUUAAUUGUUAAAAUGACUAUAAUUGGAAUGAAAGAAUGCUGCUAUCAGUAUAUUUAUUCUUUAAUAUAUUUGUCCCAUUAACCUAAAGUUGCCAUGAAAUAUAUUGUUAUCAGUUUAGUUAUAAAGUUGAUGAAUUGCAACUUUUAUCAUGAUGGGAAACUAUCUGACAGUCAUCUGUUUCAACAUAGAUUUGUUGAGUUAAGGUUAAUCUAUCGCUAGUUUAUUAAAUAUAAUAUCUUGCUUAUUUCAGGAAGUUGUGAAGCUAGAGAAUACCAUCACCUUUUUGAAGAAGAGAAUUGAGGAGGCCGAGUCCAUUGAAUGGAGAGGAAUGUUUGUCAAGAACCCAUUGUGGUGACACUUAAUGUAACUAGGUCGUGACACUAGUCUUUAGUACAUUUCUUUCUCUUUGGUAUUUAAUGAAGAUUUUAAUGCAUUGUCCUCAUAAAAACAGGCCAACAGUAUUCUGUGAAAAUUUCUAUUAGUGAUUCAUUAGAAUCAAGUCACAGUUUGAGGAUAUUAAAAUAUUGCUUUAAAUCUUUUAAAUCAUUCAUUUUUUAAAAGAUUUUUAUGAUGGUAAUUUUUGUUGGGAUUUGCAUUUCAAACUUUUUUGGUAUUUUUGUGUGCGUACUGAUAGUAUACAUUCCACAUUUUCAUCAAAAUAAAAUGAACAUUAUAAAACAAUAGCACCAACAGAGCCAGUGUUCAACCAAUAAAGAACGGCAGAUAGAUAAUGUGGCCUACUCUAAUGAUGUCCCCUUAUUUUCACCAUACAAAUAUUAUUUCAUUUACGUUUGAAGAAAACCAGACAUACUCAAAUGAGAGGAAGACUUCGAAUUUACAAUGAUUCUGGUGCCCUCUUGAUAUUGUAAAAUUUUGCAAUAAUCUAUUUAUAAAAUAAGUGCUAACAUUUAGGCUUGACAAGCGAUUAAAAACAUUUCUUGGAUAUUGAAGUUAGGAAUUGUAUUUAUGUAUUUUUGUUUUUUGGUGUUGUUUUUGGCAAUAAGAGAGCUGUGAUAAUUGAGAGUAGUAUUUACAUGUCUAAUGACAAUGUUACUUGAUCAUUUAUGCCUGCUUGUAGGACACCGUCACAUAUUAAUGUUCAGAUCUAAUAGAAAAUAUAGAUUUAAAUGAAGUUUUUGCCUAAAAGAAAAGUUUUAUUGGAAUUUUUAAUCCAGAACCUUACAUCAUACCGAUUUACAUUUAAAUUUCAUAUCUUUUUUAAAAUUAUAAAUUUAUGUUUGAAUUUGAUGAUUUUGCAAAUAGUGAAGUAUUUUAACAAGAACAUAAUAUAUAUUGACAGGUUACCGGAAAUUUGUUUGAAAGAAAUUUCAGUGACGGAAAAUUUAUUGACUGAAGUUUGGUAGAAUUUCAUAUUCAGUUCACACGUUAAAAUUUUUAGUCAAAUUUAUUUUUGAAUGCAUUAUUUUGUUUUACUAUAUUGUAUAGUGCGUUCAAAAAGAAAUUUGAAGAAAAUAUUAUCGUGUGGACUGAACAAAAAAUUUGACCAAACUUCUGUUCGAUCAAUUUCCCGUCAAUGAAAUUUCCUUCAAACAAAUUUCCAAAUACGAUAUUGACAAUUAGCUAAAUUAUCAGGUAUUUUAUUGCAAUUAGUGAAUUUAUUUCUUUUUGCCAGGGAUUUUUUUUUCACAUUGUCAAUAUAAUAAUAAGGUAUUUGGUUCUGAGGUAGGACACAUACAUUUUGUCAGUUUAUUACUCUAAUUUUGAUUCAAGCUAAAAAAAAUUAUGGAUACAAAAAGAUCAUUUCACCAUUAUAAAUUGGAAAGACAUUUUUCAUGAAAU
Molecule: messenger RNA, 4765 nt
Organism: Lymnaea stagnalis (great pond snail)
Lineage: Eukaryota; Metazoa; Mollusca; Gastropoda; Lymnaeidae
Source: the annotation of a GenBank genome assembly